Messenger RNA from Metarhizium acridum CQMa 102, 3591 nucleotides. The record is from RefSeq and is a predicted model, not a curated record. Lineage: Eukaryota; Fungi; Ascomycota; Sordariomycetes; Hypocreales; Clavicipitaceae.
AUGGAUGCGAUAUCCUUUGUCCUGGGCAUUAAGUCGUCACAUUUACGUUCAGCACACUUGAAGGAUCUUGUUUAUCGUGGCCGCGUCCUCAGAACCUCCAAGAUCAAUGAUGAUGGCUCCGCAGACACGCAGGACAAUAGCGACGUCGCGACAACGACGGGCGACGACAAAGCUUCCCGAGGCGAUCCUAAAACCGCCUGGGUCAUGGCAGUGUAUGAAGAUGAUGCUGGCGAUGAGCAGCGAUGGAAGCGCUCCAUAACCAGUUCCGGAGCCAGCGAGUAUCGUAUCAAUGACAGGGUUGUCACGGCACAGCAGUACAAUGAAGCACUGGAAACAGAAAAUAUCCUCAUGAAAGCUCGCAACUUCCUCGUAUUCCAAGGCGAUGUUGAAGCCAUAGCUUCUCAGUCUCCCCAAGAUCUUACUCGUCUCAUUGAGCAAAUAUCAGGCAGCUUGGAAUAUAAGACGGAGUACGAGAAACUCCAGGCCGAUGCUGAAGAAGCCGCUGAGAACCAGAACUUCCAGCUACACCGCCGUCGCGGGAUCAACUCCGAAAUCAAGCAGUACCGCGAGCAAAAGAAGGAAGCAGACAGUUUUCAAAAGAAAACUGAAGAAAGAGAUGCAGCCAUUGUAUCACACUGCCUCUGGAAGCUCUAUCAUUUCCAGAAAGCCAUGGAUGAGUCUAGUGCUACUAUUCAAGACCAUCAAGAGGAUCUGAAGGAACUCAAACGCAAUGUAGAAACUUUUGAGGCACGGUUGGAGGAUGCUAGGAGGGAUCAGAAUACCGCUGGUCGAUUAGUGGCUCGAACGGAGAAAGAGAUCAAGCUGAGGCAGAGGAACAUCGAAGAUAAAGAGAACGCUCUGUUGCCUUUUGAUGAGAAAGUUCACGAGUCUUCACAGCAGGUUGAGAAGCUCCAUGCUCAAAGCCAAAAGGUGGCAAAAGAGCGAGAUGAACAAGCUGCCAUCGUGGAAAAGGUCCGGAAAGAUAUUGAAAAUGUCAAGAAAGCACAGUCCGUGUUCGAGGAAGACACAAAAGAGCAGAUGAGAAAACAAGGGCGAGACAUUAGUGACACAGAUCGAAAGGAAUAUAAUCUUCUUCGGGCAGAAGUAAUGUCUCGCUCUGGGACAAAUCAAGCGAAAUUGGAAAAUCUGGAGCGACAACGCAAAGCAGACGAGGUUACUGUUAAUAACCUUCGGGGAAAGCUUGACAGCAUCACCGCAGCUAUAGAAAAAGCUGAAGCGGAGUUGCAAAAUAUCGGCGAGCGCAGAAGCUCUACCGAGGCGGCGUCUAAGGAAAUUGCCGACGAGAUCGCAAGGAAGAAGAAGGAAUUUAAUCAAUUGCAGUCCGAACGUGUAAGAACGAACCAGAAACGGACGGAACUUGAGGAGAAGCUUGAAGAUGUAGCUCGAAAGCUGCGUGAAGCCGAUGACGGUCGUCGCCAGAAUGACCGCGAAACCCGAAUGAAGGAGAUGGUCACGUCGUUGAAGCGCAUGUUCCCCGGUGUGCGAGGCCGCAUUGGAGAUCUAUGCACGCCAAAGCAGAAGAAAUACGACGAGGCUGUAAUUGUCGCGCUUGGAAAAGAUUUCGACUCAGUUGUCGUAGACACCGAGAAGGUUGGUAUAGAUUGUGUUCAGUACUUGAAAGAGCAGAGAUUUCCGCCCAUGACUUUCAUCCCACUGGAUAAUAUUAAGGUCAAUGCCGUCAAUACAGCUAUUAAAGGAUUCUCUGGCGCGAGGCUGACAAUCGAUACUAUCAAUUUCGACACAUCAGUUGAGAGAGCGGUGUCAUACGCUUGCGGCAGUUCCGUGAUACCGGUGAAAGCCGUUACUCUUGAAGGAUAUAUUAUUCAUAAAGCUGGAUUGAUGACUGGAGGUCGUGGCCCCGAACCCAAAGGAGGCAAGCGGAAAUUCGAAGAAAUCGACGUGCAGAAUCUUCAGCGAAUGGCAAUGAAACUCAAGGACGAAAUAGACCGGCUCCCAAAAUCUGAUCGACGUGGAACGCAAGAGGAAUCGCUGCAAAUUGAUCUUGCUGGAUUAGAACGACGUUUGGUCUCAAUGAAAGAAGAACUUGCGGCCUUCGGUAAGAAUUGGACGAGCAAAAAGCGAGAGCUUGACGGGUUUAAAAAGGAAUUGAGAGACCUUGAACCGAAGUACAAAGAACAGUUGUCGCAGUUGGAAACCGAUAAUGCCACCCUCAGUGAGUUUAGGGCGGCGAUUGCCCGCGUAGAAGAUGAAGUAUUCGCCAACUUCUGCAGGAGGCUUGGCUACAGCGACAUCAGAGCAUACGACGCCUCUCAAGGGAAAUUGGAGCAAGAGGUAUCAGAAAAAAGGAACCAGUUUGAGGUGCAAAAGCAGCGGUUGGAGAACCGUCUUAAAUGGGAGAUGACCAGGCAUGGGGACACGGAAACGCGGAUCCGACGAAUGCAAGAGCACAUCCGACGUUUGAAGCAGGAUAUCAAGACAUACUCGAAGGAGAAGGCCGACAUCGAACAAGCCAUUCGUCGGGACCAAGAUGAACUUGAGGCCUUGCAAGACACCCUGGAGCAGCAAAAGGCUGAUCUCGCAGACAAGAACCAAAAAGUGAGCGAGGCAAGGACUGAGCUGCAAAAACGGAGCAAGGAUAUUGAGGCACGGCAGCGUGACAUCAACACUCUAGAAACAAUAGUGCAAAAGAAUAGUGCCAGCAAGUCUGCACUGCUGCGGAGAUGUCGGCUUGAACAAAUUCAGAUCCCCCUAGUUGAAGGCACAUUGGACAAUCUUCCGAACGAGGACGAUCUGCUUCGACAGGAUCCUGAUGCAAUGGAUGUCGAUGAUGACGAGGAAGACAUGAUGGACAUUGCCCUCGACGACCAUGGCAUCGCCAUCAAUUUCGAGGGCCUGGACGAUGACCUGAAGGAGUCCGAUGACCCUGGAGUCGAGGAAAAGUUGACGGAAAGAAUUUCUCUGCUAGCCUCGGAACUCGAAAAGUUGAACCCGAAUAUGCGAGCCAUGGAACGCCUUGAAAGUGUCGAAUCAAGGUUAAAACAAACGGACCAGGAGUAUGAAGACUCCAAGACGACCGCACAGGCCGCGAAGGAUGCGUUUGCCAAGAUUAAACAGAAGCGAUACGACCGUUUCAACAAGGCUUUCACCCACAUCCAAGAGCAAAUAUCUCACGUGUACAAGGAUCUCACACGAUCUGAGGCGUAUCCGCUAGGUGGCCAGGCGUAUCUCGACAUUGAAGAGGACACAGACAUGCCUUACCUCUCCGGUAUCAAGUACCAUGCCAUGCCACCCCUGAAGCGCUUCAGAGAUAUGGAGCACUUGUCCGGCGGAGAAAAGACCAUGGCUGCACUGGCAUUGCUCUUCGCCAUUCAUAGCUACCAGCCAAGUCCUUUCUUUGUAUUGGACGAGGUAGAUGCUGCACUUGACAACGCAAAUGUCGACAAGAUUAAGAAGUAUAUCCGCGAGCACGCCGGGCCUGGAAUGCAGUUUAUAGUUAUCAGCCUGAAGACGGGACUUUUCCAAGAUUCGGAAAGUCUUGUCGGCGUAUAUCGAGACCAGGAGGUGAAUAGUUCAAGAACUUUGACCUUGGAUCUGAGAAAGUAUGCCUGA